This is a messenger RNA of Aspergillus calidoustus, 1885 nucleotides long. The record is from the annotation of a GenBank genome assembly. NCBI's taxonomy places the organism in Eukaryota, Fungi, Ascomycota, Eurotiomycetes, Eurotiales, Aspergillaceae.
CGGAGCGGAUGACUAAGUGGACAAGCACAGGUGCAAACAGUGGAAACACAGCCGCCCGUCAAAAACCGCGGCACAAAAACAAAGCGUCACCAGCCACAUGUUUGUCGCCCUGGCCCCGAGGCCCCAGCCCAGCCGUCCCCAUAGUUCCUUUCUCCUUCCUCCUCUCCAGAUCCCAGCCCCCCACCACCAAACAUUGAUCUUGCGACGACCUUGAGAUGUGAAUACAACUUAAUGCGACAGACGUGAAUCCUAUGCGCAAUCUAUAAUUGUUAUCGUUGACCGCAAUGUCUCAUUCCCAAGAUGCCCGCCAUCGGCGGGUGGGUACCGGCUUCAGCUCGUCUGGGCAACGGACCGUCAUGGGGUACUGGGUACCUCUCGCCAUGACCGUCGGUAUUGCAGCAAUUGGGGUUGCGGCCUGGAUAUGGACUGAACGCAACGAAGGGGAUGACGAAGAUGACCGCGAUCAGCUUCGCCGUGGUGACCAGCAUCAACAACAACCUGCCAGUGGCCCCAGCGGAGUGUCAUUCCCACGCGGCGAAUUCGAAGGGGGCUACCCUCGAGCGACGGAUGCCGAUAUCCCUGGUGAUACUUCGGAGGAUGCUAGCAUGAUGGCUCGCAUGCAAGGAGCGUUGCGCCGGACACCGAGUCCCCAGCAGAUCUUUGAUGGCGCGAGCAAAAGGGUUGCCGCUGGAGUCGCGGCGGCUGGCGCUUUUGUGGGAGGUGCUUUGACCUCAAUCCGCGAGGAGAACAGGGGCGAUUUCGAGGACCAUUCCCGAUGGUCAGAGGAGGCGCAAUCUCGGGACCAACAAAGGAUCCAGACAGAUACGUCGGUGCUGCCAGCCGCGGCUACCCCAGCUCCAGCGCGCAAUAUUGCGGGCGCGGCAACAGGGGACAAAAGGAGAAAGACAGUUGUGGUUGUGGUAUCAUCGGAAUCGUCGCACCUCGGUCCAGAAGAUAUAAACUCCGACCAUGUUUCUAUCCUCUCGCAUCUCCCCGAACACAUCAACCCUGAUGACGCCAAGAUAUUCGUCCUUAUUUACGCGCCGGGCUUGAAGCACGCACCAAACCAAGGCAGCGCGUCUAAUACGCUGUCGGUUACAUCGUCAUACUCAAACAUUGCCCCCGAAGAAGCCACCGCAUCUGGUGAAGCUACUCCAGCAGAGCUGUUGACAUUGGAGCCCCGACAGGUCGAAGAGUCAGAGGGUGCGACGCCUCUUUUCAAUACCCUUUACACACAAGGCCAGGCUAUUGUUGAAAAGGAAACCAUGAUUAUGCCUUUCAACUCUCGUACCGGCUACGUGCAUCUUGUUCGCCAUCUCUCCCCCGAUACCGUCUAUGUUCAAGAGUCCUUGGCCGGCGAAGAUGGGAGCGCCGUGCAACAUAUAUCCGGAUGGGUCAGACAGGUUGUGGUCGUGGUUGGCGACGAGGGCGGCCGGGGCGGCCUGAUCGAUAGCGAUGAUGAGUCCACGCUUGCUGACAAGGACGAAAAAUGGUGGCGUAAAGAAGGCGUUACCGGGAUUGGAAAGCGCAUUGACGUGGUUGAUGUGCUCCGUGUUGGGGAUGACUGGCGGCGCAGGAUCAGUGGACACGAUUAGAUCUGUAAAUGAUCAUGGGAUGGCACGAGGUGGCUUUAUGAUGGUUAAUCUUUUUGGAUGUCUAUAUUGCGAUUCUUUGCUUGGUUUAUUCUGUCCUGGACAAUCAUGAUGUGAUUCCCCAGUUUGAUGAUUUUAGUCUUUUCCUCAAUGUCAUGUGCCUGUGGAUAAUGCAUGAUGACAAGGAACACAAACAAUUCUGCUAUACUUAUAAUGUGUAUGCUUUGUGGUCUUCAUACUCGACCACCAACCUGAAAAAUCACGUGCCCCGGAGCCCCAAUGCGGGCAUCACC